Messenger RNA from Sorghum bicolor (sorghum), 985 nucleotides. RefSeq names its product E3 ubiquitin-protein ligase RING1. The transcript has a single exon. Gene Ontology annotation, molecular function: ubiquitin protein ligase activity. Gene Ontology annotation, cellular component: cytoplasm. NCBI's taxonomy places the organism in Eukaryota, Viridiplantae, Streptophyta, Magnoliopsida, Poales, Poaceae. Gene Ontology annotation, biological process: protein ubiquitination. The record is from RefSeq and is a predicted model, not a curated record. The coding region runs from base 146 to 769 and encodes 207 amino acids.
CUCAGGCGGAAGUUACAUCGUGACCAAUUCAAUCCAAAGUGACCGACUCGGAGUCGUGGUCCACGGCCUAUAUCAGUCGGUCCCUCCCUCAAGUUCAACAAUUCAUUCUCGUCCCCCCUGUCCUCUCGCAUCCCAACCAUCAACAAUGGAAGAGGCACGAGUCGGUGAAAAUUGGGGAUUUGGGAAUCUUGGUGGCCGGACAUACACCAUCAGGCGGCAGCGGCAGCGCACUCCUCCUCCUCCGCCUUCUCCUGGCUUGGAGGAUCCAGAACCACAUCCAGAUGGGUCGGAAGAAGGAGAAAGUAGCAGUGGAGAAGGGGAAUUCCAAGGACCUGUCAACAUACGUGCUUAUGGAGCUGCGCUUUGGGCGCUGCUGCAGCAGCAAGGCAAGCGUGGUCGUGUCACCGCCUCCAGCGACGCCGACAUCCUGCGCCUGCUGCAUGAGGUGACACCCGCCGGCUCCGGCUGCUGCAGCUCCGAUUGCUGCGCCAUCUGCCUGGAGGAUUUCGAUGAUGCCGCCGCCGCUGAUCCGCUGUCCCUAAGGGCCAUGCCAAGCUGCUCCCACGUCUUUCACAAACACUGCAUCCUCAAGUGGCUCCGCCUCAACGCCGUCUGCCCCGUCUGCCGCUGCCAGCUUCCCACAGAGGAUGAAGAUGAUGAGGAAGAGGCGAGGAGGUCCUCCAGCAGGAGGAGGAGGAGCACUGACCCUGACCUCGACGCCUGGCUUGCACUCGUCGCCCAGGCAAGAGAGAGGCAGAGGCACAACUAACCAGUGGAUGCACGGCCAGUGGCAAUGGCAAUGGCAAAUAGUUGUAUAUGUCUUUGUUUAAUCUAUGUGCAGUAGCAAAUAGUUGUAUGAUAAUAAAAUAAUCAAAAGAGCCGUCAGAUCCGAUGAUCUUGUUUUAUCUCCUCCGAUCCAUCUUAUUCAGUAUAAUGUAAUGAAAGUAUAGAUACAGUAUUUUCAAUCUCAGCUACUGUCCUAGAU